AUGGUUUUGACGCAGUCGGUGCAGGUAUUCGGGCGCAAGAAGACCGCCACAGCAGUGGCCUACUGCAAAAAGGGACGAGGCCUCAUCAAGGUUAAUGGCCGUCCGUUGGAGCAUAUUCAGCCAGAAAUUUUACGAAUCAAACUGCAGGAACCGCUGUUGGUACUUGGCAAGGAUAGAUAUCAGGAUGUUGAUAUACGAGUGCGAGUUCAUGGUGGUGGGCAUGUCGCACAGGUUACUUUUUUCUUUUCUGUGCUACCAGAAAAGGCUGGAUUUUUUGAUGUUGAUGAUAAUAUUGAGAGGUGUCCGGUGUCCAGUACUCCACGGUAUUAG
This is a messenger RNA of Gongylonema pulchrum, 330 nucleotides long. The record is from the annotation of a GenBank genome assembly. NCBI's taxonomy places the organism in Eukaryota, Metazoa, Nematoda, Chromadorea, Rhabditida, Gongylonematidae.